Messenger RNA from Candidula unifasciata, 415 nucleotides. NCBI's taxonomy places the organism in Eukaryota, Metazoa, Mollusca, Gastropoda, Stylommatophora, Geomitridae. The record is from the annotation of a GenBank genome assembly.
AAUGUCUCUGCAGAAUUACAUAAUUGAUUCCAUACUGAGACUGGAACCCUGGCUGAACACUUCAACAGUAUGCAGCUUCCCUCAGCCUUGGCACCCUCAUAGUGCCGACCCAGUGCCUGUUUAUGAAAUUGGCUUGAAACCCUCCAGAAACUGGACUGUUUAUGCUGGGCAUUUACUGUGUCUCAUAAUCAUCUUCUACAGAUACGGCUUUGGCUCCUGGCGGCUCCACCCGCAAACAACUCCAGACUUGUUCUAUGGAAAAGGGUUAGGCGUCAACGACUUCUAUGACAUGAACUUUGUUGUAUUCGAGGCUGCUUCCGACCUCAUUACACACCUGGUUGUCAAGGGAUUUAAUAGGUCACUGCCUCCUGUUUUUCAGCGAGUUAGAACACCUGUGGAUGAGGAUGGUGUUUGA